Molecule: messenger RNA, 1811 nt
Organism: Rhinichthys klamathensis goyatoka
Lineage: Eukaryota; Metazoa; Chordata; Actinopteri; Cypriniformes; Leuciscidae
Gene: foxb1a
Product: forkhead box B1a
Exons: 1
Coding region: 46-936 (296 amino acids)
Biological process (GO): anatomical structure morphogenesis; regulation of transcription by RNA polymerase II; cell differentiation
Molecular function (GO): RNA polymerase II cis-regulatory region sequence-specific DNA binding; DNA-binding transcription factor activity, RNA polymerase II-specific
Source: RefSeq, a predicted model, not a curated record
CAACUGAGGACAGACAUCCAGCUUAAUUCCGGAAUUUUGGACAGGAUGCCUAGACCCGGGAGAAACACUUACAGCGACCAGAAGCCGCCGUACUCCUACAUUUCCCUCACCGCUAUGGCCAUCCAGAGUUGUCCGGAGAAGAUGCUUCCUCUCAGCGAGAUCUACAAGUUUAUCAUGGACCGCUUUCCUUAUUACCGGGAAAACACCCAGCGCUGGCAGAACUCCCUGCGCCACAACCUCUCCUUCAACGACUGCUUCAUUAAAAUCCCCCGACGCCCGGACCAGCCCGGGAAGGGCAGCUUCUGGGCGCUACACCCCAGCUGCGGCGACAUGUUCGAGAACGGGAGUUUCCUGCGACGCCGCAAACGUUUCAAGGUGAUGACAUCAGAGCACCUGGCACCCAGCAAGCCCUCGGACGCUGCCCACUACCUCCAGCAGCACGCCAAGAUCCGGCUCAGCGCCCUGGGAACCCACCUCCCCCAGAUGUCCAGCUACAACCUAGGAGUGUCCCAGCCGUCCACGUUCAAGCACCCGUUCGCCAUAGAGAACAUCAUCGCCCGAGAGUAUAAAGUGCCAGGAGGGCUGGCGUUCUCCACCGGGUACCCUCUGCACAACCAGCUGACCACAGCCUGGCCCCAUAUGUACAGCACUAGCAUGAUGGACAGCGCUGCGCCCAUCUCCAUGACCAGCGAUUACAGUGCCUACGGUGUGCCCAUCAAGUCGCUCUGCCACGGCGGACAGACCUUACCGGCGAUCCCCGUCCCGAUCAAGCCCACCCCGGCGGCGUUGCCUCACCACAUCCCCGCUUUCCUAUCGAACUCUCCCCAGUCGCUGAGCCCGACGUCCCCGCAGACAGCGACCAGCCAAAGCAGCCCAGCCACCCCGAGCGAGACUCUGACGGGUCCCGCGACGCUGCAGUCGGUCGCUGUGCACUGACACCCGCGAACGUGGGGGCCUCCCCGGUCGACACCUGUACUCCAAAGUUGAAUUUUAAUAACAGACCUUGAAAAAACACUGGCUAUACAAUCAAGGCAAGAGCUAUCUAUGUUGCAGUGAUGGUAAUUUAUGUGUAUAUGUGUUGAGAUUUUUAAGUGUUGCUUUCGAUGAGUCCAAUCACAUGGAUCGACACGGAUAUCGUAUUGUAAAAUGGAGAGUUUUUACAUUUUAAAUAUCCAGAAUUUUACGUGUUUAUUCGAAUGGGGUUUGAACUGCUGACAAAUUCCAAGCACUGCGAUCUGCUUCGUGUUUGAAUCGCGCAAGGCAAAAGCGCUCGUCGUUUUUACAGGUUAUAAUUGUUAUCGCGCUGAAACAAAUUGUAAGUUGGAAUGCUCUCUACUCUCGUGUAGUCAUGCAACUAACUUUCCUAGACGACUAAACUUGUCUCAGUCUGCAAACCAAAUACUAUCCUACUUGAUCUAAAAAACACACACACACACAUACACACAGUAUCAUGGCAAACUUGAAAAAAAAGUUUAAAUAGUUUUAAAGCAAAGGGUCAUCAAGAAGUAAAUAUGUGAAUAAUUGCAAAUAAGUGAUAUUGAAUUGUGUCAAAUGCACUUUUUAGUUUAGAUGUUUUACAUUCUAUUUUGCAGGAAAUGUUUUUGUGAGCGUUUAAUUUAAAGCCGUGGUGACCAUGUGUAUUAAAAUGCCGUACAUUUGUACUUUUUGUUGAGAUAUAAAGCAUGCCUUUUUCCAAGACUUUGUGUUGUUCAAGCAUGCGUGCUUUUAAAAGAUGUGCAAAAACGUCUGCAUUAAAUUAUAAACUUGGUCAUCAGAAUAUUUUUUCAUUAAAAUUGUGUAAACUUAAAUAA